Messenger RNA from Lotus japonicus, 1862 nucleotides. RefSeq names its product putative UDP-glucuronate:xylan alpha-glucuronosyltransferase 4. NCBI's taxonomy places the organism in Eukaryota, Viridiplantae, Streptophyta, Magnoliopsida, Fabales, Fabaceae. The coding region runs from base 32 to 1723 and encodes 563 amino acids. The transcript has 2 exons. Gene Ontology annotation, molecular function: glycosyltransferase activity. The record is from RefSeq and is a predicted model, not a curated record. Gene Ontology annotation, biological process: xylan biosynthetic process.
AACAUCCACAAAUGCAAAACCUUGGAACAAAAUGGCUUCUAAGUCCCCUAAUCAUUUGUCUUCAAAGCAUAAAACCUUCCUCAUUCUCUUGCUUUUCUCCUUAGCCCUCAUGCUCUUUGUACUCCCAAUGAAGCCCAAAAGAGUCCCUACUAUCACCAACAUAUUUCAAGUGGAUCAAAGAAAACCUUCUUGGUUUGAUGUCAUAGAGAAAAAAAUUGGUAGCGAGAGGAUUAAGGUAGGUCUAGUUAAUAUUGGUCAUACAAGAGUGGAUGCUUGUCUUUAUGACCAACUAGAUGCACUGUAUCCACUAGUAGAGACGGUACUUGUUGAUUUUGAUCAUGUUAAUGAGAACUUGCAAUGGAAAGAUUUGUUCCCUGAGUGGAUUGAUGAAGAUGAGAAAUGGGGCUAUCCAAAGUGCCCUGAUUUGCCAAUGCCAACAUGGGAGGAUUAUAGAGAUGUCAAUGUAGUGGUGGCAAAAGUUCCAUGUGGGAAUGGAACUAGUUGGGAUGUGUUUAGGUUGCAAGUUAACUUGGUGGUGGCUAAUUUGGCAGUGGAGAGUGGAUGGGAUAUGAAAUUGGGUGCUUAUGAACAGGUUUAUGUUGUGUUUAUUGGGUCAUGUUGUCCCAUGGUAGAAAUUUUCAGAUGUGAUGACCUGUUGUUGCAUCAAUCAGGUCAGCAUAGGGUGUACAAGCCUGAUUUGUGGAGCCUCAGGCAGACAAUGCUUAUGCCUGUUGGUUCUUGCCAGAUUGCUCCUGCUUAUGCACAAACAGAAGGUAAAGAGGUGUGGAAAGCCUAUAGAUCACAAUCACCAGCAACAUUGAAACACAAUCACACCACACGCGUGCCAAGAUUAGCCUAUGUAACAGUCCUCCACUCUUCAGAAGCUUAUGUUUGUGGUGCAAUAGCUCUAGCACAAAGCAUCCUUCAACAUAACAUCAGCUACACCACAGACCUUCUUCUCCUUGCAGACUAUUCCAUCGGUCCCGAAUCGACAAAGGGUCUGAAAGCUGCAGGGUGGAAGAUCAAACGCAUUCAACGAAUCAAGAACCCCUUUGCAGAAAAAGGCUCAUACAAUGAGUGGAACUACAGCAAGCUGAGAAUAUGGCAGCUCACAAUGUAUGAGAAGAUCAUAUAUUUAGAUUCUGAUCUUCUAGUCCUCAGAAACAUUGAUGUUUUCUUCUCUUACCCUCAAUUAUCGGCUGCACCUAACGAUUUCUCGUUUUUCAAUUCUGGGUUGAUGGUGAUUGAGCCUUCCCACUGCAUGUUUGAGGAAAUGCUGCAGAAAACUUUGACAGUGAAACCUUAUAAUGGGGGUGACCAAGGCUUGCUCAAUGAGGUUUUCACAUGGUGGCACAGGUUGCCAACAAAGGUGAACUUCCUGAAGAGUUUUCAAGAUAAGGAAGGGAAUAAUGAGGAGGUGGAGAUUCCUGAGGAUUUGUAUGUGAUGCAUUACUUGGGUUUGAAGCCAUGGAUGUGUUACAGAGAUUAUGAUUGUAACUGGGACAUGCAGAUUCUCCAUAUUUUUGCUAGUGACUUGGCUCAUAGAAUGUGGUGGAAGGUGUAUGAUAGCAUGUCUGAAGAGUUGCAAGGCUAUUGUGGGCUUACACAGAAAAUGGAUGAAAGGAUCAUUCAGAGGAGGAUAAGAGCAAAGAAUGCUAAUUUGUCUGAUGGGCAUUGGAAGAUUGAAGCUAAGGAUCCUAGAAGGAAGCAUUAUGAGGUUUGAAUUAAUUAGAACAAUACAGGGUAUGAUAUGAAAUGAUCAAAAUUAAGGUUUCUAGCAAGAGCUUGCUUGAGUGUUGUGAGAAACUCAUAUAUACACACAUAUUUCUUUUUUCCAGAAAUAAUACAAUAUUUCAUGGCCA